UACCGCCCUUGUCAAGCCACUUGGGUAGACAACCAGAACGUAUCCUCUCCCCAUAUCUGUGUCAGUACCCGGUAGCUAAACUUUCCCUCCUGUUUGUACUCAGUAGUCUCUAGUGUUGAUUUAGAUUUUCAGCGGGUCUUGUCGGGUCAGUGAGCGGGGAUGGCGAGUACCUCAGGCCCGAUGACCACGCCGUGGGCGACCACGCCAGCACCGAGCAGCGACGACGCGGAGAUUCACUGGGCAGACAUCGUCGUCAUCGUGGUGUAUUUCGCCAUCAUUUUGGCUGUAGGCAUUUGGUCCGCAUGGAGGGCCAACCGUGGCAGUGCCAAGGGCUACUUUCUGGCUGGAAGAGACAUGGCAUGGUGGCCGGUCGGUGCUUCUCUGUUCGCCAGUAACAUCGGCAGCGGUCACUUCGUGGGGCUGGCUGGGACGGCGGCGGCGUCAGGGAUAGCCGUGGUCGCUUAUGAGUGGAACGCUAUCUUCAUCAUGGUGAUGUUAGGGUGGAUCUUCGUUCCAGUCUACAUCUCUGCUGGGGUGUUCACGAUGCCAGAGUACCUGAGGAAGCGGUUUGGCGGACAGAGGAUCACCGUGUACCUGUCCGUGGUCUCUCUCCUGCUCUACGUCUUCACCAAGAUAUCGGCGGACAUCUUUGCCGGUGCUGUGUUCAUCCAACAGUCCCUGAAGUGGGACCUGUACCUGGCAGUGGUGCUGCUACUGGCCAUCACAGCUGUCUACACCGUCACAGGCGGUUUGUCCGCUGUGAUCUGGACCGACACUGCGCAGACUGUCAUCAUGGUGGCCGGCGCCUUUGUCCUGACGGGGCUCAGUUUAGCGAGGGUGGGAGGAUACAACGAGAUGAUCAGGCGGUAUUUCCUAGCCGUCCCCACCGUCAGAGAUAACACCACCACCUGCGGUCUGCCCACUGCCGACGCCCUCCACAUGUUCAGGGACCCGAUCAACGCCGACCUGCCCUGGCCUGGCAUCAUCUUCGGGCUCACCAUUCUGGCUACCUGGUACUGGUGUACAGAUCAGGUGAUCGUCCAGCGGUGCCUUGCCGCCAAGACAAUCGAACAUUCCAAGGGAGGGUGUAUCCUGGCUGGUUACCUGAAGAUUCUUCCGUUCUUCCUCAUGAUAAUGCCGGGCAUGAUCAGCAGAGCCCUCUAUCCAAAUGAAGUUGGUUGUGUGGACCCGGAUGAGUGCCUGAGAUACUGUCAGAACGCUGCCGGCUGCUCCAACGUGGCCUACCCGAAACUGGUGGUGCGGAUUAUGCCUACAGGUCUGCGCGGCCUGAUGUUAGCGGUGAUGUUGGCGGCCCUGAUGAGUUCUCUCACCUCCAUCUUCAACUCCUCCUCAACCAUCUUCACCAUGGACAUCUGGAGGAAGUUCCGCACACAAUCGACGGAGAGAGAACUCAUGAUCGUCGGCAGGGUGUUUGUGCUCGUGCUGAUUGGGAUAAGCAUCCUGUGGAUCCCGAUCGUCCAGGCCGCACAGGGAGGGCAACUCUUCAACUACAUUCAGGCGGUCACCGGCUACCUGUCCCCGCCCAUCUGCGCAAGCUUCAUCCUGGGCAUCUUCUGGAAGAGGAUGACGGAGCCGGGUGCGUUCUGGGGCCUGAUGUCAGGCCUGGUGGUCGGUUUGAUCCGGUUGGUGAUGGACUUCGCCUACGGGUCGCCAGGGUGCGGCGAGCCUGAAUUCCGGCCGGCCGUGCUGUGGAGGGUCCACUUCCUGUAUUUCGCCAUGAUCCUGUUCGCCGUCAGCGCCAUCGUCAUGGUCGUGGUCAGUCUCUGUACACCACCCAUCGACGACAAACAUCUCCACCGUCUGACCUGGGCGACCCGCCACAGUGAGGAGGAGAGGGACGAUCUGGACAAGCCGCCGGAGACUGUCGAGAUGUCGGCUCUGAACGGCGGCGGAAAGGAGACGGCCGACAAGGAGGAAAACGACGUCACCGUCAGCAUCGUGGAGUCGCCGCCCCUGUGGAAGCGUGGUUUUGAUUGGAUGUGCGGCAUCAGCCAGAAGGACCAGGAGGCCCCACCGGAACCGGAUAUACACAUCUCCAUCAAGGAGAACCCUCGUUCUCGUCUCAUCCUCAACAUCAAUGCCGUCAUCAUGAUGUGUGUGGGAGUUUUCCUCUGGGCAUUCUAUGCGUAAAGACGACAAUUUCUUAGAACUUACUUAGCCCGGGUUUUAUGAUUUAUAAAGAAUGAUACUCAAGUAAAAAUUGAGAAGAAAAAUCACAUUGUCGAAAAAACUAUAUUGUACAUAAUAAUUUCUGAAAUCAGUGGAAAAUAAGUGUGAAAUUGGACACAUUGAUCUGUACUCAGUAGUUUUCUUUUUUGUUUGAAGAUUAGAAUAGUUGAAAUUCAUUUCUUAGCAUACCACAGAAAACAAAGUACUUAAGCUAAUGAAAUCGCAAUCUUCUUUUACAAAAAUGAAUUGAUGAUUCUAUUAAUAUAGAAUUACAGAGCCACCAGAAUAUAAGGGACCACUAUAAUAUGGAAAAGAACACAAGUGUAAGAUACCCGUCAUACUAUAGUCAUAGUAUUGCUCUACAGAAUUACUAAAUGGUACUAGUAUGCUGUUCAAGUAUACACAUAUGCAUUAUAACUUUGUAAGGAAAUUCUAACAAAAAAACUACAUUCAAAUUAACUUGAAAUGUGUGAAAUUGAUCAGCUGUAUGUAAAUAUGUUGCGCGCGUAAAGGAUAUCCAUAAGCUUUAUUUAGGGGUGUGUAAAACUGUAGACCUCGCUGAAAUAAAAUGGCGUCUGUACAGUCGUACAAUUA
Molecule: messenger RNA, 2784 nt
Organism: Branchiostoma belcheri (Belcher's lancelet)
Lineage: Eukaryota; Metazoa; Chordata; Leptocardii; Amphioxiformes; Branchiostomatidae
Product: sodium/glucose cotransporter 4-like
Exons: 15
Coding region: 160-2151 (663 amino acids)
Biological process (GO): transmembrane transport; sodium ion transport
Cellular component (GO): plasma membrane
Molecular function (GO): D-glucose:sodium symporter activity
Source: RefSeq, a predicted model, not a curated record